UAUCAAUGUAAAGUUUCAUAAUAUCAGCAUUUUUUUAUAAUUUUUUACUAAUAAUACUUUAUCAAACGUUGCUAUAUAUUUUGAAAGAUACUACAUAUAUAACACUAAGGUCAAACUAGCACAUCGACAUACAUGUACAAAAUAGCACUAAGGUCAAUUAUUUUAAGACAUGAAAAAUAUAUUAACGAAAAAUAAAAUAGAAAAACCGCGUAAAUACGGUAAAAUCCAUGUGGGCAAGAGUCCUAUAUAAACACUUAGCAUGCUCUCCUCCCUCAUUUGCCCCUUUCUCUCUCAUUUCUCUUCUGUCUUCUCAUCACUUGAUAAGUACACCACAAACCCCUCCUCCAAAAUCUCUCUUGAACAGAAAAAAAAAAAACAAAAUUUCUCCUAAAACACAUCAAAUUAUAAACUCCCACAUCACAUACACCAUCCAACCGCGAUGAUUCUAAUGAGCAACAACAUAAGCGGAGUAGGAUUAGAAGUUGUAAGCGGAGGAACAAACGGUAGUAGUGGUGACGGCGUUGGUGAUGGUGGGAUUAUUUUAAAGAAGGGGCCGUGGUCAGCAACCGAAGACACGGUGCUGAUGGAUUACGUGAAGAAAAAUGGAGAAGGUAAUUGGAAUGCGGUGCAAAGAAACACCGGACUUCAACGUUGUGGUAAGAGUUGUAGGCUAAGAUGGGCUAACCAUCUCCGACCCAACUUGAAGAAGGGUGCCUUCUCUGCUGAUGAAGAACGCCUUAUCAUUGAUCUUCACUCUAAGCUUGGUAACAAGUGGGCCCGCAUUUCUGCUCAUUUACCGGGUAGAACGGACAAUGAAAUCAAGAAUUAUUGGAACACAAGGGUAAAAAGGAGAAUAAGACAAGGUCUUUCACUUUACCCAAAUGAUCUCCCAUCAUCUCAACAACAACAACAACAACACCAAUUUGAUCAUCAUUCAACAAACGCUCUUUCUCUCUCUCUUCCCAAAACUCCACCUCCAACUCUCUCUCUCUUCAACCCUGUUUCUCUCUCCUCCCCUGUUCUCUCUCUCCACCAUCCUCCCCCUCUCCUCCCUUCCCAACAUCAUCAUCACUCCCUCAAAAGAUGCACUUCAUCUAAUGACUCCUUAUUCAUGGGUAAUCCUGUUUUCUCCCCCUCUCAUAUGGGUCCCCUUUCGGCCGGGUUCGGCUACGAUCCUGGCUUUGGGUUCGGUGGACCCGGUUUCGAGCUCCCUUCAAUCCGAUUAACCCAAAAUGAUCAGAGUGGUGGUAAUGUUUAUGUCAAGGUGGAAGAAGAUGAUCAAGUGAAGGUUAAUAAUAAUAAUAAUCCAAAUGUUGUGGGUCGGACUAAUAGUGGGUUGUUGGAUGAUCUUUUGCAAGAAUCUCAUGUUAAGGUUGGUGUUAAGAGAGAAAGAGAAGAGGAUUUUGGGCUUCACUGGGAUAUUUCUACCUCUGAGAAUUCCUCCAAUGGAAUCAAGAAAGAAAAGAUGGAUGGUCAAGAACAAAAGAUGAACUUCAAUAGUCAAGACUUGUCAAACAUCCUUGAGCUGAUCCCAACGCUUGUCCAGGCUCCUUCAUGGUGUAACGAAGGCGGUGCAGAAGGCUCGGCCCCUCAAUCUUCUGCUGUUAGUAUUGAUGAUAAUUACAAUGGAUUCGAUGAUCAAAUGCCGCAACCUCCAUCUUUUACUGCCGUGGACAAUACAAACUAUGAAGAAGAUGAUGGCAACUGGAAUCCUGAGUCCUAUAAUUGGGAUAACUUGCCUAGGAUAUGUUGACCGGCCUUAAUGAUUUGCUGAAUUAUUUAAACUUAAUUAUGAAAAAUUGUUUAAGGAAGGGAUUAGAGAUCAAAUGUUGUUUAAUUUGUAGUUGGAUUGUACUAGAUCAUAGCUCAUUUGUUUCAGAAUUGGAGUGCAUAAUGCCCUUUGACAA
Molecule: messenger RNA, 1907 nt
Organism: Chenopodium quinoa (quinoa)
Lineage: Eukaryota; Viridiplantae; Streptophyta; Magnoliopsida; Caryophyllales; Amaranthaceae
Product: transcription factor MYB97-like
Exons: 3
Coding region: 440-1753 (437 amino acids)
Source: RefSeq, a predicted model, not a curated record